CACUAAGAAUCUGCUGGGAAUAUACGCGACCUACUUUACAGUGCCGAAUAUCAAAGAAUACAUUGCACUCGACUCACUCUUCGAGCCUCUAUCUAAAACAUCGUCUCGGAGUAAUCCCCAUCGGGAGCUCCCUUGUCACUAUCAUGAGUGAUCAAGAUACCAAGCCCGUUGAGGGUGAUAAGACCCCUGUCGAGAAUGUCGAGACAGACGCUAUCAACUCUGACGCCACCUCCGACGUCCCUCAGACCAACGUCAAGACAGAGCCUGGUGUAAAGGUCGAAAAUAGCGGAGAGGUCAAGGACAAUGUCCAAGAUGCCACUGGAGAUAUCGCUCAAGAUUCUGCCGAGGAUACCGCCAAGGCAGACGAAAAAGAGUCUGCUGGUGCAGUUAAAGUUCCCGAUAACGGUGAAGACAAGGGAUCGAAGUUCGAUUUCAGGAAGAGAAAGUGGCCCCAAAUCCGCAACCCCCCGAAGGGUAUGUUGAAGGUGAAUCGAGGUGGAUGUCCUACCAGAGAGAAAUCUGACCCGUCCAUUCUCCCGGAUUCUGAUGAUCCCAAGGCCAUCCGUUGGCAGGUCGAAUUCUACUUUUCCGACAGUAACCUACCUAGUGACAAGUUUCUGUGGAACAAGACUGAUGGAUCUAACAACAAGCCUGUGCCGCUUUCCUUGAUCUGUAGCUUCUCCAGAAUGCGUCGCUUCAAGCCCUACUCAGCCGUCGUUGAGGCUCUCAAGACCAGCAAUCGUCUUGUCCUGGAAGGUCCUGAAGGCGAAGAGACAAUUCGUCGAAAGGAGCCAUGUGAGCCAAGUGAUGAGCUGACCAGCAAGAUCGAGGAUCGCACUGCCUAUAUCAAGGGUUUUGGCGAAGAGAGCAAGUCCACUCAAUUCGAUGCCGAAGAUUUUGUCUCCCAAUUUGGAGAGAUCAAUGCCGUCCGCUUGCGACGUGACGAGGGUGACAAGGAGAAGGUAUUCAAGGGCUCUAUCUUUGUCGAGUGGGUUGAUGAAGAGACCGCAUGGAAAUUCUACGACAUAAAGCCCGAACCUCGAUGGAAGGAUCACCCACUAAUGAUCAUGCCUAAGCGCGAAUAUGAUCGUCAGUCUGCUGAGGAGGAGCUCCGGAAAAAGCGAUCCCAGAAUAAUGAACACAAUGGACAGCGUCAAAAUGGCCAUCACGGCGGCAGAGCCGGUCGUAGCGCUCGUGAGUCCCAGACUCACCGCUCUGACCCCGAUAACUGGAAGAAGCGCCGUGAGGAUGAUCGGCGAGAUGGCUUCAAUGAUCGUCGCGGCGGCCGCCGUGAUCAUCGCGGGCGGGGUCGAGGCGGUGGUCGUGGACGUGGUGGGGAUCGUAACCGAAAUGGCAACGAUCGAGCGAAAGAGCAAGAGUCUGUGCCGCGCGACGAUGGAAGACCUAAGAUCCACACGAGCAAGCAAGGCCAGAAGAUUAUCGACGAAGAGGCGAAGAAGAACGCAGGCAGUCAGUCAAACGGCAAGCGUGGUCGCGAUGAGGAUUCCACCACCGAUGCUCCUCCAGCGAAGAAGGUUGAUACUAAAGAGGCUGUUGCCAAUAGCGCAUAGGCAACAGAAGUUGAUCUGUGUCUUAUCACCAGCGAAGGACGCAAAAUAUGCUCAUACAUUUGCUAGCAUUGUUUCAUUAUGGCAUCCAACACAUUUUGCACCAGAUACGAUGGUCAAAUUCAGCAAAAAGUAUUGCUUGGUCGGAUUUGUUUGCGGCGUUUAUGGCCACUUGAGAUGGGAAUUAGGUAGACAUGUCUACUAGGGAAA
This is a messenger RNA of Annulohypoxylon maeteangense, 1778 nucleotides long. RefSeq lists its product as uncharacterized. NCBI's taxonomy places the organism in Eukaryota, Fungi, Ascomycota, Sordariomycetes, Xylariales, Hypoxylaceae. Gene Ontology annotation, biological process: RNA processing. The transcript has 2 exons. Gene Ontology annotation, molecular function: mRNA binding. Gene Ontology annotation, cellular component: nucleus. The coding region runs from base 144 to 1571 and encodes 475 amino acids. The record is from RefSeq and is a predicted model, not a curated record.